This is a messenger RNA of Anolis sagrei ordinatus, 2547 nucleotides long. It is a transcript of the gene HMGN3, whose product is annotated as high mobility group nucleosomal binding domain 3. Gene Ontology annotation, molecular function: nucleosomal DNA binding. Gene Ontology annotation, cellular component: chromatin; nucleus. NCBI's taxonomy places the organism in Eukaryota, Metazoa, Chordata, Lepidosauria, Squamata, Anolidae. The record is from RefSeq and is a predicted model, not a curated record. Gene Ontology annotation, biological process: chromatin organization.
CCUCCCUUCACGCAGAGAGAGAGAGAGAGAGAGAGAGCAGAGAGAGGCGCAAGGUGGGCAGAAGUCUCCGAUUGCUUCCUUCCUUCCUUCCUUGGCUUGCUUUGCUUGGCGACACGGGGAUUUUUGCGACGAUCCACGCAGAAUCAGCAGCAACUGCCUCUCCUUCCUCGUCGUCUUUAGGCCCGGGAGGCAAAGCGAGAGUGAGAGAAGGAAAGAGGAAGAGAGGGAGCAUCAUGCCCAAAAGGAAGUCUCCAGAGAGUGCUGAAGGCAAGGAUGCAGCAAAAUUGACAAAACAAGAACCGACCAGACGAUCUGCAAGAUUGUCAGCUAAACCAGCUCUGCCAAAUCCUGAGCCAAAGCCAAGGAAAACCAGUAAGAAGGAAUCUGGAACAAAGGGUAACAGAGGUGCUAAAGGGAAGAAGGAUGAAAAACAGGAAGCUGCAAAAGAAGGCACAGAGAACUGAAUUGUUAGACGACGAAUGCGUGUAAACUGAAAUGAACAUUUGAAAAUGAUUUUAUGUACCUCUGGACAACUUUUAAAGGAUAUUUUUAUCAAGUAUUUUGUAAAGGCUAAUUUUUUAGGACAAGCUGUAUAUGAACAUUUGUUCUUUAUGUACUCAUGCUCCUAGAAACUCCAAACAUUGCCAAGUAUCAACAUAACAUCAGGGAAAGUGUUCAUAAGAUUGGACAAGCAUUCCAUAUAUUUGCUUUUAGGAAAUGUGCAUUUCAUUCAUACAGUCAUUUUUUUCCUUGUGGGUAUGUGGAUUUUUCUUGCAUUCUUUUCUAGAGCAAUAAUUGGUGAUGCUUUUGUACUUAAAUGUUAUGUGAUUUUAAGGAAAUGUGUAUAGAUGUGGCCAGCAGCUGAAUAUUUUGGGUUCCUCUCAUUUGUUUGAAAUUGCAAAAGACUUUCUGACAGUAAAUACAAAUUUUCAAUAUUUUCUCUAAAUCUGAGAUAUGCCUUAUUAAUACUUAGCUCUUGUUAGUAAGCACACUUAGUUAGAAGCAACUUCAGAAUCAGGGCCAAGUCUAUAGAAGUUAGCAGGAAUCCUAAAUCCAGUUACUUGACAAAAGGCUAGAGAACUUGGUGGAUAAAUAUUAAACCUAUGUAGUUUGGGGGGUAAAAGCUAUGUUGCUUAGCUAUCUCCAGGAAGCAUUUGUGACAAUUGCAAUUCUACAAUAAAUAAUUACAUUUAUAGCAUCUGUAUUUUAAAAGAAUUGCAUAACCUGGGGCCCAUUGAACUAGAAAUUGUUACCAUGUCUUGUGUGUUGCAUGGCAGCUUAACAUUAUUUUUGAGACCAAACAAGAAAGCUUUUCGAGCCUAUAGAUAGCUUGGUGGGCCACACAGAGCUUUAUGUUUGAGUCAGAAGGACUAGAAUAAGGUAAGGCAACGGCAAGAGGUUGAAGGCCAGUUUUCUGCCCCAGAAUCCCUAGGAACCACAUGGAUUUCCCAAAAACAAAAUAAAAAAUUCAAAGUGAGCAGAGCUCCACUUGUAGUUUUGAAUGCAAAAUAAUGCAGAAGCAACUGCAACAUAUCAAAUAAGUACAUUGUUAUUCCUAGGUGCUUCUUGGAGAGGCAGUUCUCCAUCUUCUUUUGAGUCAGAAAGAAGGUAUAGAAAGUUUAAAGGCCAGUGCUUCACCCACAGUAUACACAGCAGGAGGCUUGUUUCAAUUAAUUGAUGUUACUUCAAUGGACACUGAAGGUAAGCCGCUUCUACAAUGCCAUAUAAUCCAGAUUAUCAAAGCAGAUAAUCCACAUUAUCUGCUUUGAAGUAAAUUGUCUGAGUUUACACUGCCAUAUAAUCCAGCUCAAAGCAGAUAAUCUGGGUUUUAUAUGGCUGUGUAGAAGGGGCCCUAGUCUUGUACUGUACUAGCACAAAUUAAGUGAGAAAACUCAGUUUUUUUCUUGUUUGGGGAAAUUGAGAGGGAUAGCUUUUGCACCUCAGUCACCUUCCCCUUCAUGGAGGUGUAAACAUCUAAGGAAGUGGUUCUCAACCUGUGGGUCCCCGGGUGUUUUGGCCUACAACUCCCAGAAAUCCCAGUCAGUUUUCCAGCUGUUGGGUUUUCUGGGAGUUGAAGGCCAAAACAUCUGGGGAUCCACAGGUUGAGAACUACUGAUCUAAGGUUAUAAAACCAUGGUUCCUCCAUGCUUCAGGUUUUUUUUCUUCAGUAAUUUAUUUUUCUACUUUAUUAGCAGAUUGUGGUUGAGGUAUCAAAAUUAAACUUGAACAAGAAUGUGUGUUACUCCACUUGGUAGAGAUGAUGUACAUGAAAUACAUUUUGAAGAAGUUGUAAUAAUAAUCAAUUAGUCAAAUGGAUUUUUCUGGCACUAUGUUAAUAUAAUCAUCAAGCCAUUAUAAAUACCCAGUUGUUUUCCCAUCUAUAUUUUUCUCCCUUUGCUGGGCCUUGAAUAUUUAUGUUGUUUGUGGAAUGGUAGAGGAAAUAUUUCUUGUCUUUUGGUAAUAUUUUUAUUGCUGCGAUGAUGGCUAUAAUAAUGUCUGGGGAAUAUCUGCAUGUUUCAGUCAAUAAAUGAAGUUAUUACCAAAUAA